Molecule: messenger RNA, 1806 nt
Organism: Babesia ovata
Lineage: Eukaryota; Apicomplexa; Aconoidasida; Piroplasmida; Babesiidae
Product: transmembrane CLPTM1 family protein
Exons: 3
Coding region: 1-1806 (601 amino acids)
Cellular component (GO): endomembrane system; membrane
Source: RefSeq, a predicted model, not a curated record
AUGGCGGCUGCUCCUGUUGAAGAGCAGGCCCGCGCCAGCCCUCAGCGAAACUGGCUCUUACAGGCGCUUAUCCAAGUGGUAGUAAUCCACACCUUGAUGUCCAUCUUUGGCGUCAAGCAGCGCAACACGCUCGACCCUGUCACUGGGAAGCCUGCGCCGGCGUUGAAGAAUUACCUCGCCACCAACGACCUUUACGAUGUGUUCGUAUACGUGAGCGAAGAACCGUACCUAGGGUUGGAUUCCUUGGAGAACAACGCCAAGCUUGUCUUUUCCGCUGAAAACCGCGCAUACACGCACAAAUUCAAUCGCGCCUUCGAGAUAGAAGAAGUCAGCGUGGAGGCGCCUUCCACUUUCUUCCACAGCGAUGAGAGUGUGUUACACGCCAUCGUCUUUUUGGUCCCGCACAAGUCGUACGCAACACGCGGCUCGGCGCUCCACCUUUCCACCUUCAAAGAGGGCUUCGAUGGGCAUGUGAUCGUAAGAUCGCUCCCACUCACCACUGUGCGCCCUGUGAAGCGCAGCAAGGAGGUGAGCCUCGUCGGCUCCGACGCCGAAUCGGCGGCUGAGGAGGAAGAGGAGCUGUGCAAGCACUGGAUUCCUCGCCUCGACGUGAACCUGGUGUACGAGAAGGCGCCUUACGUAAGCCGUCCCGGUGACAUUUACUUCCAGAAUUACGAAAUGCACCCUGCGGAGGGAGUGUACGACCCUCUGCUGUACCUAUCGCAGUUUUGGGUGUUGGAGGAGCACUACCAGUGCGUCCGUCCCGAGAUGGCCGACAAGCCCCUGGAGUUGAAGGUCCACUUCUCCACAUGCAGCUCCACUUACUUCCUCAUGACGACGCAGUUCAAGGCCAACGUUGAGACCGGCGGAAUCCUGGGCAACCAGUCCGCGAAGGAGUUCGAGAUGUUCAAGCGCACGCUGAUGACGACCAACAUCUACAUGUUGAUCUUCUCCGGCGCGUUCAUUUUGCUGCACAGCGUCUUCUCGUUCUUCGCUUUGAAGAACGACAUCCAGUUCUGGCACAAGAACGACUCCAUGGAGGGCCUCUCGGCGCUCUCGGUGGUGAUCAGCUUCGUCUGCGACGUUAUCGUUGCGCUGUACGUGUUCGACAGCGAGAACGUGUCGUGGCUGAUAUUGUUCGAGAUGGGUAUCGGCGUGGCUGCUUCUGCCUGGAAGGUGUCCAAGGCGAUUAAGAUCAAGAUGAAGCGCCAGUUCCCCUUCGUCGAGCUCGGCAAUGCAAACGUUAGUGUCGAUGUGUAUUUUGUAAAUGGUGUGCAGAACUACGUCGAGUCCAACACCAAGAAGUACGACGAGCAGGCCAUCAAGUACAUGAGCAUGGUGAUGCUUCCGUGCGUGGUGGCGUACGCGAUCUACUCGUUGUUCUACGAAAAGUACAAGUCGUGGUACUCUUACUUCAUUUCGGUUGCUGCGGGUUCCGUCUACACCUUCGGUUUCAUCAUGAUGACUCCUCAAAUUUACAUCAACUACAAGCUGAAGUCGGUGGACCACCUCCCGUGGCGCGCUCUGAUCUACAAAUCGCUGAACACUUUCGUGGAUGACGUGGCGUCGUUCUUGAUCGAGAUGCCGUGGAUGCACCGGCUGUCGUGCUUCCGUGACGACAUCAUCUUCUUCUGCUACCUGUACCAGCGCUGGGCCUAUCGCGUGGACCCCAAUCGCCCGAGCGCCUGGAACCACCCCCAGCAGGAGACUCAGGCAGUGACUGAGGGCCAAGCUGCUGAGACUAGCAUUGAGAACGAGCCAGCUACCACUGCUGAGGAUGAAACCGCACCCACGAGGCGCCGUUGA